This is a messenger RNA of Ictalurus punctatus (channel catfish), 4543 nucleotides long. RefSeq lists its product as uncharacterized. The transcript has a single exon. The coding region runs from base 2108 to 2494 and encodes 128 amino acids. The record is from RefSeq and is a predicted model, not a curated record. NCBI's taxonomy places the organism in Eukaryota, Metazoa, Chordata, Actinopteri, Siluriformes, Ictaluridae.
CUGAGAAAAUGCCUAUAGGCUGUUUGAGUAUUAUUUUUUUGUCUCGGGCCGUCAGUCUUCAGGUUCUGAUGUUCUGGACUGACAGGACACAUCUGGCACAAGACCAGCUGCUGAAGUAGAGCACAAUUAGAUGGGUUUUGAGGAUGGGAGUGUCACUACAUGGCAGUUGGCACUUUAUGUCCUGUCACAGUGCCCAGUGGCAGCCCUGAUCCAACUGAUUGAUUAGUUGAAUGGGUGUAUUAGAGCAGGAAAGGCAACAAAAUAUGUAAGACAGGGGGACUCCAUGGAAAGGGCUGGUAAUCACUGGAUUAGCCAGCCUCUCGUAUAUAUUUGAAAAUUGCCUUCAGCACUGGACAGUUACAUGGAGAUCACUAUGAAGGUAUGGUGUGCAGUUACGGGGGUUUGGUACAACUUUACUUAAUGGCAGUGUUCAUAGGGCUCCAUGACACCAUGUCAUGGCAACUAACAAACUUAAACAUUUGUUUAGGCUUAUUCAAAUAUACAUCAACUGUCAAAGUCUGUUUUGCCGAUUUCUGAUAUCAAACUGAUAUAACAUCCAAGUUGGGUGAUCGAUGUUUGGACAUAAGUUUGCUUUAGGACACUUUCAGACUGGUAUACAUUUUAACAUCAUGAUGACUGAGUUUUGUGUCUCAUCUCACAGAUCCAGGGACCCUGGAUCAAUACUGAGCUCAGGCUACAUUGCGUGUGUGCGUGUGUGUGUGUGUGUGCGUGUGAGUGUGUGCGUGUGAGUGUGUGCGUGUGUGUGUGUGUGUGUGUGUGUGUGUGCGUGCGUGUGCGUGCGUGCGUGGUGCCCUGGGACGGACUGCCACCCCAUUCAGGGUGUGUGUUCCUGGGAUAGCUUCUGGAUCCACUGUGGCCCAGACCAGGAUAAGGCAGUUACUGAAGAUGAAUGAAAGGUAAUGCUGUGAGGUUAACUACAAAAUUGUACAAAGCACAAACAUCAUAGAAUGUGUCAUAACCUUGUUUCAGUUCUUAUGACUGAUUUACAUAUGCAAGUGUUUUAAAUGAGAAGGGUGUAUCAUGGUUCCUUUUAGGGUGCUUUCACACUUGGUCCUUUUCAGGGGUCUGAGCAGGGUGCGCUGGUUUUUUGGCCCAUGUGUGAACACGGCGAAUGAUCUCAGACCCUUUUAAAGUGAACCGAACUGAGACCAUUUUGGGAGGUGGUCUGAGUAGACCUACGGUUCACUAAAAACAUGCAUUGCGAACACCAAUCAAUCACUUGAUUUUUCCAUUUGCAAAUGUUCUUACAGGCCUUGGUAUAAAACUGCGCUAUUCAACAUGGCCCAUGAGAUACGAGUACUUAGCUUUCUAAAUAGCGUCUACUCUAUACCCUUUAAGAAAGAGAUAAAAGAGAUAAAUUCACUUCUAGAGCUCUGCAUAGGAGGUCCAUCUGAGGGACAACUCAAGAACCCUUAAGCAUGUUAGAUUUCACUACUUUCUAAGAGGGUAGCUUUAGGAACUGCUUUUCAGGAAAGUCUUACCGUGAUUUCUUUAGCUUGCUGUAUUUGAAUACAAGCUCAAAACAGGGAUCCCAGACAGAUGGAAGUCCUUCAUUAAGCAUUCAUUGAGGCGCUGAAUUGAUUAUUUAUAACUGCCUAAGCGGAGUGAGUGCUCCGUUUGACCCGUGAUGACAUGGAGACGUUGGGAUGAUGAAGAUGACGUCAGUGCCAGAGUUCUGAGGUGUGCGUAUGUGUGUGUGUGUGUGUGUGUGAGAGAGAGAGAGAGAGAGAGAACGGGGACUCGGACUGCACUGCGCCCGCACAGGGUUUAUCAGCUCCGGAUUGCUUUAACAUUGUGGGAAGCUGCACUCUUGAUUUUUACUUGGAAACGUUUUAUAGCCUAGAAGACGAUCAGAAUAUAGUUCGUUUCUUCAGUGUGAUAUUUACUGAUUAACACUGAACAGAGGCGUCUAUCAGUACAAGGACAGUCACUUUUAUCCCGUCUCCAGAGCUGUCCGGCGAGCUCGGAUUGUCGGUGGAACUGGCACUACAGCCAUUACCGGGUAUUUUUUGGUGGUGCGCACGACGAAACCGACGCAUAACGGACAUCUUUACGGUGUGGGAUAAAUCCCUGCAGUCCAGCGGUGAUGAGUUUCAGGAGCACGGAGAGUUGGCGCUGCGUUAACGGCACUUGCGCGGAGAAAGUUGAGCCCUUCCCGCCGCCGCUCUCUUCCACCUUCGCGCUCAUCCUCCUCGGCGUCGCGAUCGUCGGCAUCGUGGCGUUGUCUCUCACCACGCACCACUGCCACAAAGGCAAAAUGAAGAGGCGGAAGAUCCAGCGAGCUCAGGAGGAAUAUGAGAGGGAUCAGCUCAGCCCUGUCCCGGCUGCAAGAAAAGCAGAUCGCUGCGUGAUCGCGCGUCCUGCCGCCGGAUACACUGAACCUCCGCCUGGCCGUCAUGAUCCCGCCGCUUUAUCCGCGCACACCGGAGCCGUGGAGGCCGGAGUCCUCGAGGCUGUAGCUGUAUCACGAUAACAAGCGAAUCUAAAACUAUAUGGGACUUGUAUAUGUCCUGGAUGCAUUGUGAAACACCCAUGCCGCUCCGUAUUACUCAUAACAUACGUGGGACAUGUCUGCAUUUUCCGUUUUCUUCUCCUCUAUAGGAAAAGGAGUUUAAAAACAAAAAAAACAAAACAAAAAAAAAGACACAACACUCAUUUAGGCUAUGUGAAUAUGUUUCCCCUGCUUUCAAUAUAUUCAGUAGCCAUCUAUAUAUCUAUACUGCACUGUGUGUGGACAUUAAUGCUGUAAAGAAGUUGAACAUCAGGCCAGCUGUGGACCGAAAUGAAGCUCAUCAGCCUUGAGCUGCAGUUUUCCCGAUCGCUGCUGUCCAAGGUGCUGAUCAUAUGAUACUCCAUUGAUUUGCCUCCGGCGUUUCUGAUGGACAAAUGAAGUUUUUUAUGUAAUACGAAUUGAAACAAACUCCUUUUGAAUCCACUGAAGGGCUGUACUGUAUGAAAAAAAAAAACUGUACUGUUUUUUGCCUGAACUUGCAUAAAGAGUGAGAAACUGGAGAGAGCUCCUGACAAGUGAUGGUUAAAAUCAUGUGAAUUGUUCUGACUCAUUUAUAUGUUUCCUUGGUCAUUAAUUAGUCAUAUGUCAUUUUAGAAGUCAGCUUACGCAGAGUAUCAAACAGCAAUUAUACCAAACUUAUAUAAUAAGAAAUCAUUUGUACAUGACAUGUUUACUAAAGUAUAACCUGCCUUGGCAGCACACUUGACCGGUUAAAAGAAAUGAAAGGAUAAUAGAGUGUAGUGUUGAAAGAAAUAACAUAAAGUUUUACUGUUGUUUUUCUGUUUUUUUUGUUUGUUUGUUUUUUUGUUUUGAAUAUUUUAUAGUGUAGUAAUGGAAGCUAGCUAUUGUAGUUGCAAAUUAUUCAUGGUAAAUAAAGGUUAUUAAACUAUGCACUUGGUAAAUUAUUCAUUAUGGAUUUCUGCCAUGGAAAUCCCACAUAGUCAAAAAGAAAAAUGUGUGCUGAAAUUUGCCUGACACAUACACAUAUCCAUCCAUCCACCCAUCCAUCCAUCCAUCCAUCCAUCCAUCCAUUCAUUUUCUGUACCUCUUAUCCUACACAAGUUCCUGGGGGAUCCUGGAGCCUAUCCCAGGGGACUCGGGGCAGAAGGCAAGGGACAGCCUGGAUGGGAUACCAACUCAUUACAGGGCCGUAUACAUAUCUAAAAGGGUCAAUCUAGAACCCUUAAGGGUUCAUCGGUUGUACAUCUGGGAGAACCCAUAAGGUUCUAUAGGACUAUAGAACUCUACAACUGAGUUAGAGAAAGUUCCAAAUAGAACCUUUAAUUGUAUAGUUCACUAAUAAUCUGUUUGAUCUCGGCUUGAAAUGUCACUAUUGUUUUUUAUCCGGGUUAACUUUCAGGAUUAAAAUAAUUUAUACUGUUAUGGGCAUCAGUGUUUUUAAUUUAAUACAGUGAGCAAAACAAACCUGGAUCGUAAUUCCCUGAUAAUCAGAUCUCAAAAGAUGCUCCAAAUCCAUAAUGGCUACUAUAACUGUCUUAACUGUCUACCUAAAUAUACUAUAAUACAAAUGUGCUGUGUGCAUUUUUCAGUGUAGCAGACUGUGAAUAUGAAUGUAGUAGAUUAUGAAUGAAUUCAGUCACCUGAAGGAAUUGAAUAAUUUAAAAAUUUGCAUAGAAAUGAUAGAUAUUUUACUCCUUUGAUAUUUGAAGAUGGUGUCUGCUAGUUUAUAAUGUGUGAAGCCGGUACAGGCAACACUCAGCCCUCUGCAGCCUCCAAGAAAAGCUUGUUAAUGAUCACACAAAUCAGUACCCUUGGGACUCAUUUUUUAGCAUGAGUCAAGAAGCUAACAAAAUCACCUGCUACUCAAAAUUUUGGAGGAUUUUAGAGGAUGAGACUUGAUUAUACAUACUGUUCCAGUGCAGGGCCUGGAAAUACCCAAAAACCUUGCCAGCCCUUACAGUUACAUAACAGGUAAAAGCAGGGUAAAUAAGGCUUCAUGGUCCAAUAUUGCCAGCAGAUCUUUUUUCUGUUACAACAUGCCACAUAUCA